GUGUGCCACUUUUGACCAGGAAAGGAGCACCGGCCAGCAGGGUCUUCUGGUAGUGGGAGCACCACCUCCGCACAGGCACCUCGCACCAGUGGAGUCUGGUCUCUGCAGCCCCUAACCGUCUCUCUCCCCCCCGCUAGCGAGACCCCUCGUCUCAAGGAGGUUCUUGCCCUCACGGCGUCGUUUUAAUCGCUGACAAGUUUUUCUUACUAUAAGUUGAGGGGGACGCGAGAAGUCCUGACAGAGGCGGCACGAUGACAGCUGUCGAACAAAUCACAUACAGCAACUCCUACACGAUCCACCAUGAAGAAUCGUACAUGACCCAAGAGGAGGACUGGGACAGGGACCUGCUGCUGGAUCCUGCCUGGGAGAAGCAGCAGAGGAAGACCUUCACAGCUUGGUGUAACUCCCACUUGAGAAAGGCCGGCACACAAAUCGAGAACAUUGAAGAGGAUUUCAGAAAUGGCCUCAAACUCAUGCUGCUGCUGGAGGUCAUAUCAGGGGAGAGGCUGCCCAAACCCGACAAAGGCAAGAUGCGUUUCCACAAGAUUGCCAACGUGAACAAAGCCCUGGACUUCAUCUGCAGCAAGGGGGUCAAACUGGUGUCUAUUGGUGCUGAGGAAAUUGUUGACGGUAAUGUGAAGAUGACUCUUGGUAUGAUCUGGACCAUCAUCCUGCGUUUCGCUAUCCAGGACAUCUCUGUGGAAGAGACCUCUGCUAAGGAGGGUCUGCUGCUUUGGUGCCAGAGGAAGACUGCCCCCUACAGGAACGUCAACGUGCAGAACUUCCACAUCAGUUGGAAGGAUGGCCUGGCUCUGUGUGCCCUCAUCCACAGACACAGACCUGACCUCAUUGACUACUCCAAACUGAGAAAGGAUGACCCCAUCGGUAACCUGAACACUGCCUUCGAUGUGGCUGAGAAGUUCCUGGACAUCCCUAAGAUGCUUGAUGCUGAAGAUAUUGUGAACACACCCAAGCCUGAUGAGAAGGCAAUCAUGACCUACGUGUCCUGCUUCUACCACGCCUUCGCUGGAGCUGAACAGGCUGAGACCGCUGCCAACCGUAUCUGUAAAGUUCUGGCUGUCAACCAGGAGAACGAGAAGCUGAUGGAGGAGUACGAGAAGCUGGCCAGCGAGCUGCUUGAGUGGAUUCGCCGCACUAUCCCCUGGCUGGAGAACCGUGUAGCUGAGCAGACCAUGCGCGCCAUGCAGCAGAAGCUGGAGGAUUUCCGUGACUACCGCCGCAUCCACAAGCCACCCCGCGUGCAGGAGAAGUGCCAGCUGGAGAUCAACUUCAACACCCUGCAGACCAAGCUGAGGCUGAGCAAUAGGCCCGCCUUCAUGCCCUCCGAGGGAAAGAUGGUGUCGGACAUUGCCAACGCCUGGAAGGGUCUGGAGCAGGUGGAGAAGGGCUACGAGGAGUGGCUUCUCACUGAGAUUCGCCGCCUGGAGAGACUUGAUCACCUGGCUGAGAAGUUCAAGCAGAAGUGUGCCAUGCAUGAGUCCUGGACCGGAGGUAAGGAGGACCUGCUGUCCCAGAAGGACUACGAGUCGGCCUCUCUGAUGGAGAUCAGAGCUCUGAUGAGGAAGCACGAGGCAUUCGAGAGCGACCUUGCCGCUCACCAGGACAGAGUGGAGCAGAUCGCUGCCAUCGCCCAGGAGCUUAAUGAACUGGACUACCACGAUGCUGCCACAGUCAACGCCCGCUGUCAGGGCAUCUGUGACCAGUGGGACAACCUGGGCACCCUGACCCAGAAGAGGAGGGACGCACUGGAGCGUGUGGAGAAGCUGUGGGAGACUAUCGACCAGCUCUACCUUGAGUUUGCCAAGAGGGCAGCACCCUUCAACAACUGGAUGGACGGAGCCAUGGAGGACCUGCAGGACAUGUUCAUCGUCCACAGCAUUGAGGAGAUCCAGAGUCUGAUCACGGCUCAUGACCAGUUCAAGGCCACUCUGCCUGAGGCCGACAAGGAGCGCAUGGCCACCAUGGGCAUCCACAACGAGAUCCUAAAGAUCGCUCAGACCUACGGCAUCAAGCUGUCCGGAAUCAACCCUUACACCAACCUCUCCCCCCAGGACAUCAGCACUAAGUGGGACACUGUGAAGCACCUUGUUCCCCUCAGAGACCAAAUGCUCCAGGAGGAGGUGGCCAGACAGCAGGCCAACGAGAGACUGAGGCGCCAGUUCGCUGCCCAGGCUAACAUCAUCGGACCCUGGAUUCAAACCAAGAUGGAGGAGAUCAGCCACGUGUCUGUGGACAUCGCUGGCUCUCUGGAGGAACAGAUGAACAGCCUGAAACAGUACGAGCAGAACAUCAUCAACUACAAAUCCAACAUCGACAAGCUGGAGGGAGACCACCAGCUGAGCCAGGAGUCCCUCAUCUUCGACAACAAGCACACCAACUACAGCAUGGAGCAUGUGCGUGUGGGCUGGGAGCAGCUGCUCACCACCAUCGCAAGAACCAUCAACGAGGUGGAGAACCAGAUCCUGACCCGCGACGCCAAGGGCAUCAGCCAGGAGCAGCUCAACGAGUUCAGGGCCUCCUUCAACCACUUCGACAGGAAGAGAAACGGCAUGAUGGACCCAGACGACUUCCGUGCCUGCCUCAUCUCCAUGGGUUACGAUCUGGGUGAGGUGGAGUUUGCUCGCAUCAUGACUCUGGUGGACCCCAACAACACAGGCGUGGUGACCUUCCAGGCCUUCAUCGACUUCAUGACUCGCGAGACCGCCGAGACCGACACCGCAGAGCAGGUCAUGGCCUCCUUCAAGAUUCUGGCCUCAGACAAGAACUACAUCACAGUGGAAGAGCUGCGCAGGGAGCUGCCACCCGAGCAGGCCGAAUACUGCAUCAGCCGCAUGACCAGGUACAUCGGAGCCGAUGGCCCGCCUGGCGCCCUGGACUACAUCUCCUUCUCCAGCGCCCUCUACGGCGAGAGCGACUUAUAAACCCAGCCGCUCCUUUUCACCUCCUCCUCCCCAGCUCCCACUGUUUCUCCUCUGUGGAGAGAGCGAUUUAAACCCCUUCCACUGUCCUUCUAUUUUCUCUCUUCUUAUUUUUUUUCCCCUCUUAUCAAUCAUUCUUUCCCUCCUCCCCCUUUCUCUUUUAACGCCCAAAACCACCACCCAGAGAGGGAGAGGGUAGAAGGCUUUGCUCAAAUCUUAAAGCAAGUCCCUCAUUUCUGUCAGAGUGCCUUAAAAAGAAACAAAAAGCAGGAAUGUGCUGGGUAUUGCACUGAACUUAUGUAAGCAGCGUACAUAUACACACCUGCCUUUAGGAGAAGUUUAACAGAAGGAGGUGAUGAGGGAGAGGAAGAAAUUAUUUUGAGCGAAGCCUCCUGCUCUCCCCCUCCCCCCCCCCUCUCAGAUGACGUAUUUUUUUGUAGAAGGGUAAUUAAAGAAGAAGAUGUGAUAAAAAAAAAAAAGCUGGUUGGUCA
Cheilinus undulatus (humphead wrasse) is the source of this 3430-nucleotide messenger RNA. RefSeq names its product actinin alpha 3b (gene actn3b). The record is from RefSeq and is a predicted model, not a curated record. The transcript has 21 exons. Gene Ontology annotation, cellular component: cell projection; Z disc; cell junction. Gene Ontology annotation, molecular function: actin filament binding; calcium ion binding. Lineage: Eukaryota; Metazoa; Chordata; Actinopteri; Labriformes; Labridae. The coding region runs from base 252 to 2942 and encodes 896 amino acids. Gene Ontology annotation, biological process: muscle cell development; actin cytoskeleton organization.